UCGCGCCCCUGGACUCAACUCUAAUCUACACACGAAGGAUCCCGCCGUCCGAGCCGGAACUUGAAGUAAAACGUUCUUGCAUCUUCAAUAAUAGCAUACGAAUACGAGUACUGGACCUUGGGACGCCGCCUCGCGAGUGCGCCAAUUAUCCGAUAUACUCCGCUUGGCUGUGGCACCACCCGACGCGUACUGAAUCAAGUCGCACAGUCCGGGGCAUUUGAGGUGCGAAUUAUAAUCAACAUCUACCUACUAAGAUAGGUAGUUUUGUUUUGUUAUUUCGUCGGCUGCCAGCACCGCUGUCUUUACCAUUGUAUUCUCAGACCACAAGGGAGAGAAGCUAUGGAACCGACCACACCGCCAACACCGCUGUCUCAUCGAUUUACCUUGGAGCUAGAGUUUGUUCUCUGCCUGUCCAAUCCUCUUUACCUUCAAUAUCUGGCAGUAAAUUAUCCUCAUCUCCUCAACAAGCCAGCAGCCAGCCACAAUAAUGCAGAUCUCGAAAACUCCGAUGCAGCUCGAUUUGCACGAUAUCUGAAAUAUCUCUCUGAAUAUUGGCGCAGACCAGAAUAUGCCAAAUACUUGACCCACCCUGGCGCUACUCUGCGGAAUCUGGAACUCCUACAACAAGAGCAGUUCCGGAAGGACAUAAUCAGACCUGAUGUCAUUGCCAAAUUAUUUGAGACCGAGGCUGGACAGCCAGCUGUGCAACCUGAUAUUGAAAAUUCAGCCUUACAGAAUCCUGACGAGUCAAUCCAGACCGUUGCCUGAAAAAUUAGCGUUGAAGAUCUAGCAUCAGGUCCCGCAACAAUUCGCAACGAGAAACUUCUAUUUGUGUCGCAACACAACAUAUGCUCCAAUGCCAGCGACUCAUGGUCAUGGCGAUGUGGCGAAGCUUUGCGACCCGAGACAAUUGGCGCCGCAAGUUGAGACCGAAACCACUCAUUGAGAAAUCAGCCGCAGAACAUUCAGCACGGUGCUUACUGUGCACUCUGUGCGCGAGCAGCCUUGACAUGCAUUCAACGUUGUCACUAUGUAUCUUGGCCGUGAAACCAACAGUCGAUUAGAAAGCGAAGACUUCAUGCCACAAGAAGGGUCACGAGCGCGUUUCGCAGAGCUUGGCAGCGUUGUCACAGGCAUUACCUGGCAGACUUGCACUCGGGAUAUCCUUGCAUGUCUAGUGUUUAUUCACGAUCGCUUUCUUUCUCGUCACGAAGUACAAUUUCCAACGGUGCUAUGGAAAGAAGAAUAGGAUGAUGAUGAUGAUGCUCCGAUUUCGGAACAAUAUCUGCGCGACUGGCCACCUCGACGCAGAAAUACAUUUGUUACAAAUUGGCACCAGAAUGGAUGAAGUCGAUUGCGCCGUGGAUUUGGGACCGCCAACAACUAUCACUUUUAUUCAAAGAAAAGCUUCACGUAUCCAAACAAUUAGUCAAAAUACAGAAUCUCUAUCCGCGUACGGGGAUAGUUUCGCGUCAUA
Messenger RNA from Exophiala oligosperma, 1477 nucleotides. RefSeq lists its product as uncharacterized. Bases 340 to 768 code for a protein of 142 amino acids. Gene Ontology annotation, molecular function: transcription coregulator activity. Gene Ontology annotation, biological process: regulation of transcription by RNA polymerase II. NCBI's taxonomy places the organism in Eukaryota, Fungi, Ascomycota, Eurotiomycetes, Chaetothyriales, Herpotrichiellaceae. Gene Ontology annotation, cellular component: mediator complex; core mediator complex. The record is from RefSeq and is a predicted model, not a curated record. The transcript has a single exon.